UCUGAAAUAAAUGUCCUAAUAUCUAAUAUUACCAUUAUACCUUUACUCUCCUCUCUUCACUAAAAUACUAACACUACACACAGCGCGGCUCCCCCUCGCGCCACACACGCUUAGCCACUGAUCUCAUUUCCCGUGCCUCACUUCCUCCGGAGGCGUCCGCGAGCCAGUUCGAGGCGGUCGGAGUCGCAGGGUGCGCGCGCUCCGUCAUCACGGCGUUACCGGGCAACUUCAGCACGGACCGCGCGGACACCACGGACCCCUCAGCUGCCGCUGUUCUCCCCCCACGACCGGCCUCUCCUUCAGCGCGGCGGCCCCCCGCUCCACCAUGAGUCCGAGCUGAUCUCCAGUCCGGGGGUUCUGGGGGUCCAGGUCUGCAUCGUGAGCGAGCGUGUGAGCUCUUCCAGAGGAAGGAGCUGCCUCGGGCCUCGUGCCCCAGGUUCUAAGGUCAGCAGCAGUGUCCAGUGGAGAGGAGGUGGAUCAGGAGGGCGUGAUGGAGAAGGAGGAGCUGAAGAUCGUUAAUAAAGGACUGGAGGAUGAGAUGGAGCUGAGCGGGUACCGGCUGUGCCGCUGGAAGCUAGCGCUGGUGGCAGUGGGGGUGUUGUGCACGGGGGGCUUUCUGCUGCUGCUGCUCUACUGGAUGCCUGAAUGGUGCGUGAAGGCCACCUGCACCCGCACCACCAUCAGGGACGCUCAGGUGGUGCUGCUCCGGAGUACCGAUGAGUUUAAGCGCUGGUUCCGGGCCAAGGUGCGUGUGAUGCUGGCCCCAGGAAAGAACCCUUACAUCAGCCUGGACUCUAAGACCGCCACGCCCACCGCCAACGGCCACAUGCCCCGCCCCUCCGACACCCCAGCCGAGGGGUUCAUCAGGAAAUACGCCGAGUACCAGCCUGUGCAGAUCCGGUAUUUUACGCUCCAUAGCACAAAGUACUAUUGGAACGACGCCAUCCAGAACUUUGGAGUAUUGACGGGUCUGGAGGAUCUGGGGUUGAGAUAUUCCGGCCUCCACUCGGAGCACAGCGGCGGCCUCAGCCAAGACCAGCAGGAGUACAGGAAAUUAUUUUUUGGAGUGAAUGAAAUUGCUGUGAAAGUGCCUUCCCUUUUCAAGCUGCUAAUCAAGGAGGUCCUCAACCCCUUCUACAUCUUCCAGCUCUUCAGUGUUAUCCUGUGGAGUGCAGAUGAAUACUAUUACUACGCUAUGGCUAUAGUGUUAAUGUCUGUCAUAUCGAUAGCUGCCUCUCUCUACACCAUCAAAAAGCAAUACGUCAUGUUACACGACAUGGUGGCUGCCCACAGUAUUGUGCGUGUAUCAGUCUGCAGAGCUAAUAACGAGAUCGAAGAGGCGAUGUCCACAGAUCUGGUACCCGGUGACGUCAUGGUCAUCCCCAGCAACGGCACCAUCAUGCCCUGUGACGCAGUGCUGAUCAGCGGAACCUGCAUCGUCAACGAGAGCAUGCUGACAGGCGAGAGCGUUCCCGUCACCAAGACCAACCUGCCCAACCCGCCUCCGGGAGAGAAAGGGGCGGAGGAGGACCAGGUCUACAGCAUCGAGGAGCAUAAGAGACACACACUGUUCUGUGGAACCAACGUCAUCCAGACCCGAUUCUACUCAGGAGAACUGGUCAAAGCUGUGGUGGUCAGGACCGGCUUCAGUACAGCUAAAGGUCAGCUGGUUCGCUCUAUCCUGUAUCCUAAGCCCACGGACUUUAAGCUGUACAGAGAUGCCUAUAUGUUCCUGCUCUGUCUGGUGGGAGUGGCUGGCAUCGGCUUCGUCUACUCAAUCGUCCUGAGCAUUAUGAACAAGGUUCCAGCUAAGACUAUCAUUAUCGAGUCUCUGGACAUCAUCACCAUCACUGUGCCCCCUGCACUACCAGCAGCCUUGACAGCAGGCAUUGUGUACGCCCAGCGGCGGCUCAAAAAACUGGGCAUCUUCUGCAUCAGUCCACAGAGAAUCAACAUCUGUGGGCAGCUAAACCUCAUCUGCUUCGACAAGACGGGCACGCUCACCGAGGACGGGCUGGAUCUGUGGGGCGUGCAGAGGGUGGAGAAUGGAAGCUUCCACCACACAGAGGAAAAUGCCUACAAGGAGAACCUGGUGAAGACUCACUUCGUGGCCUGCAUGGCCACCUGUCACUCUCUCACCAAGAUCGAGGGGCAGCUUUCUGGAGACCCUCUGGACCUGAAGAUGUUUGAGGCCACAGGCUGGAUCCUAGAGGAGGCUACAGAGGAGGAGACUUCUCUCCAUAACCGGAUCAUGCCCACUGUAGUGCGUCCCCCCAAACAGCUUCUUCCAGAACCUGCGAUGUCUCCAGAGCAGGACAUGGAGCUGUAUGAACUCUCAGUGUCGUACGAGAUUGGAAUCGUGCGUCAGUUCCCGUUCUCCUCGGCGCUGCAGAGGAUGAGUGUGGUGGCUCGUCUGCUUGGGGAGAAGAGGAUGGAUGCCUACGUUAAGGGGGCUCCAGAGGUGGUGGCGGGUCUGUGCAAGAGAGAGACGGUGCCGCCGGACUUCUCAGAGGUACUGGAGGACUACACCAAGCAAGGCUUCCGCGUCAUAGCCCUCGCCCACCGACGACUGGAGUCCAAACUCACCUGGCACAAAGUACAGAAUGUUAACAGGGAUCAUAUAGAAUCCAACAUGGAGUUCCUGGGGCUGAUCAUCAUGCAGAACAAGUUGAAGGCUGAGACUCCGGGAGUGCUGGAGGACCUCCGACGGGCAAACAUCCGCACAGUCAUGGUGACGGGUGACAACAUGCUGACCGCCAUCUCGGUGGCGCGGGACUGCGGCAUGAUCCCGCCACAGGACCGAGUCAUCAUUGCGGACGCCCUGCCCCCCAAAGACGGACAAGCGGCCAAGAUAAACUGGCGCUACGCCGACAAUCCCAGCAAGCUCUCCGGCAAGCCCGCUGUACUGGAGGAGGUGCAGAUCAGCUUGGAUGAUAAGCCUGAGGAGCAGAAGGCUGUGGAGCAGUACCACUUUGCCAUGAGUGGCAAAUCCUUCGCUGUGAUCACUGAGCAUUUCCAGGAUCUGCUCCAGAAGCUGGUUCUGCAUGGGACAGUGUUCGCUAGAAUGGCUCCAGAUCAGAAGACUCAGCUGGUGGAGACGCUACAGAGUGUUGAUUACUUUGUUGGAAUGUGUGGAGAUGGCGCCAACGACUGUGGUGCUCUGAAGAGAGCUCACGGUGGCAUCUCUCUGUCUGAGCUGGAAGCCUCAGUGGCCUCUCCGUUCACCUCCAGAACCCCCAACAUCUCCUGUGUGCCCAACCUCAUCAGAGAAGGCCGAGCAGCUCUCAUCACUUCCUUCUGUGUGUUUAAGUUCAUGGCUCUGUACAGCAUCAUCCAGUACAUCAGCGUCACGCUGCUCUACUACAUCCUCAGCAAUCUUGGAGACUUUCAGUUUCUCUUUAUUGACAUCGCAAUCAUCCUUCUUAUUGUGUUUACCAUGAGUCUGAAUUCAGCGUGGAAGGAGCUGGUGUCUCGGCGCCCCCCCUCCGGUCUGAUCUCAGGUCCUCUGCUCUUCUCUGUAAUGACUCAGAUCCUCAUCUGCCUGGGCUUCCAGACCCUCGCCUUCCUCAUGGUCCGCCAUGAGCCGUGGUACGAGACCUGGACCCCGGAGUCCGAUGCCUGCAAUACCUCCAUCCACCUCAACAUCUCAGAGAACAUGACGGAGAUGGAGGAGCCCGAUGAACACAACAUAAUGAACUACGAGAACACUACCCUGUUCUACGUGUCCUCGUUUCAGUACCUCAUCGUCGCCAUCGUUUUCUCCAAAGGCAAACCUUUCCGCCAGCCCAGCUACAAAAACUGGCCUUUCAUGUUGUCUGUGCUCAGCCUCUACGUGUUUCUGUUCGCCAUUAUGCUUUUCCCUGUUCCUGAAAUCGAUGAGUUUUUAGAGAUUGUGUGUGUUCCUAUGAAGUGGCGGCUAACUAUGGUAUUCAUAGUGCUGGCUAAUGCUGCUGUGUCUGUCCUAGUGGAGACCCUCGUCCUUGACGUCGUCUUAUGGAAGCUUGUGUUCAGCCGAGACAAGCAGGCCAGCUAUGGCGUCCUCCCAGCCGCCCCGCCACCACAGGGAGGACUAGACUGGUGUGGAUCCAGGUACCUCCCCUGGCUGUGCUGCCGGAGGAGGAGGGUCCCCAAAGCGAGAUACAUGCAUCUGGCCCAGGAACUGAGAGUGGACCCGGACUGGCCACCCAAACCCAAAACCACCACAGAAGCCAAACCGCCGUCUCUGCCGGAAAACAGCUCCUACCAAAUCAUGUCUACUUCCUAGCGCCCCCUAGCCACGACCUGCGACCUCGUAUCGGCGUAUCAUACUGGGAUCACCACUGGUGGGGGAUGUCACUAUAUAAUAAAAUAUAAUAUACAUUUUUUUUGGAAGAGAUGCUCCGUAAACUGGGACAUAAACUGGGGGAAGACUGGUAAGCUGAUGCUAAUGAACUACGGAAAACGGAUUACGGAAUUUUGUCUUUUUCUGCCCGGAGGAAACGGUCCGAAGAGAACAAACAGUAUCAGAGUCAGUAUCAGUAUGAGCCCGCUGGCCCUGCCCCCUUUUUUUUUUUUUCUUUUUUUUUUUUUGUGCUGCUUCAACUCCAUUCCCACCCCCCUUAUCUCUUAACCUUCACCCUUUAGGUGAAUGGGCACCAUGGGGCACCAUGGGCUGGGAACUGUGGAUGCCCCACAGGGGGCGUGGUCUUAUAUAUGGAUUCAUGGAUAUAUGGAUAUAUACACACACUAUGAGACCAGCAUUCGGACACAACCUUCAACAAUAUAAUAAAUACCUUUAAACUGACCCUUUCCAAAAAUAUGAAAUAUAUGGCUCAGACAGUUAUCGCAGUUAUCGGAGCUGCGUAAUCGGAGCUGAUUCAGCGUUGGAGCUGGGUACUCCAGACCUGAACUCGAUGAUGCGUGGCGCUGGUGGGAGGGUGGAGGUGUUGAAUGGUGGUGGUGAUGUUGGUGAUGCUGAUGGUGGAGAUGUGGUAGGGCUGCAUGCUAAAGCCUUCCGGAAACAUUGUCAGAAACCUGCAUGUGGAGCCGACCGGAAACUGUAACAGCUUCAGCGUACAGUAUUUACAGCCAUUUAAAGGAGAACUCUGGUGUAAAAUUGGCUUUGGGUGUAGUAAAACAUGAUAAAGAGUAGCUAACCUUUGAAUAGUUGAAUAGCACACUUCCAUCUUCCAGCAGCUUUUUGCCCAGCACUAUUGGGGCAUAUUUCCUGAAUAAAUCUCUUUUUACACCGUUAUUCACAAUCAAAGUAGCUCCAUACCUCAUUGGUAGAAUCCAGAGAGGUCUGACAUUUAAAACAAGGAAUUAAUAAGUUUUUUAAAAAACACUGUUUUCAGCCCAUAGUGCAGGUAAAUCUCUGAGCGCCGCCAUUACUGUACUGAUAAUGACAUAGAGAUAGACAUAUAUACAUAGACUCUGCAUAGUCUGCCUACUGGCUUAGCAGUCCAGUGGCGCCCAGUGUGUUUAUGUACACUGAGGAAGGUAAGGUGUUUAAUGCACCUAUAAUAAUCACAACUGUAGUAAUGAUACAGGAUGCUGUCACACAUUACAAAUACCUGCUUUCAUGCUGAAACUUUGUUAAAGAGCAUAAUACACAGUAUUUCUCAGUGUAAAUAAUUAUGCCUCGAAACUGGGCGCCGUCUGCUAUGCUAGGAGGCAGGCUAUGCGGAGUCUAUGUAUAUAUGUCUAUGUUGUCUAUGACAUUUUCAGUAAAGAGAUGACUGCGCUCAGAGAUUUACCUGGGCUAUGGGUUGUAAACAGUGUUUUAAUAAGCUUCUUAAUAAGCACUUUUAAAGGUAUUAAUGCCUCAUUUUAAAUGUCAGAGCUCUCCAGAUUCUACCAAUGAGGUUUGGAGCUACUUUGAGUCUGGAAAACAAAGUAAAAAGCGAUUUAUCAGGACAAAAUAUGCUUCAAAGCGGCCGUUGUAAAGAGCACAAAAUUACUGGAUCUCAAAAAAAAAAGCUGUGGAAAAGCGGAGGUGUGCUAUUCAACAUAGGUUAUUACUCUUUAUCAUGUGUUACUACACCCAAAGUCUAUUUAACACCGAAGUUCUCCUUUAAAUAAAUAAAUAAUAGUAAAAAAGUUGAAUUCUAAACAAGACAUGCAAGAUCCUUUUUUUUCUUUUUCGUAUUUCUUCCCAUGGAAGAACAGAGUUGUUAGAGGAUUAAAUAGAAGAGAAAUGCCAUGUGUACUCUCUUAAAGGGCGCAGUUGAUGAUCUAUGGGGCUGCGCCAGUCGGUCGACCUGUUAGCAGUGCUAGCGUGAGUGCCAGUCAUAAAAAAAAAAUAAAAGAGAGAAAUAGAGAGAGAUGUAGAGAAACGACUCAUAUGAAUGUGGUUCUCACACAGCGAUUAUACAUAUAUUAAUAUUCGUUUGAAGACUAUACAUUCACAUAUGGCAAUCUCAAACAGCACAGCGGCCAGACAUCGAGAAAAAUGGCCAGUAUACACUGAAACUGUAUUGUUCAUGGGGUGCGUUUACUAGGGGGAGGGGGGCGGGGCCAUUUAUGAUAAAACACUGUUGACUGGACAGUUGUUUAAUUCUGCGUUUUAUCCAUUAAGCAGAAAUCAUUAAUGAAUGAAUGAUUUGGUUAAUUAAGGCUCUAGAACUGUUUGCAGCAUCAUCCUCUGUUAGUUCCAUAAUACCGUAUUAACCAUUCACAUCUCCAUGUACAAAAAUGUGUAAGAGUAUGGAGAAAUGGGACUGAAACCAAAAGUGUUGAGACUCUGAUUCUUGAUUCCACACCUAUCCAUAUAAGGCUAGACUGAUUACAACCAUUUACAUCUUCUUUAUUAUGUCUGUAUUAAAUAUUUUUCAAAAUAUAUAUUUAUAUAUAUUUUUUUCUGCUUUUUGAUUUUUGCUAUUGCAGUGCAAUUAUCAAAGGACAACACAAUCUAUACAAUUAAUAAAUAAGUAAAUUAAUAAAUAAAGUGAAAAGCCUAGGGAUGCACCAAAAUAAUAAUGAUGAAAAAAAAAAUUGGCCAAAAUUGAAACUGUGAAAAAAUAAAAUAAAUUACAUGGGUUAAAAUAAAUAAAUAAAUAAAUAAAUUCUGCUCGUCAAUGGGACUAUCUCUGGAUAAUUAUCUUAAUUAACAAAAUUAGAUAACAAUCUAAUGAUCAGUUUGUAGCAUUGGUCUAAAUAAUGCACAAAAAACAUGAUUUUUUUUUAACUUUCCCAAUCGAAAAUCCUACUUAUCUUGAGUAUUUAAUAUAAAUUUUUCUACUAGAAAUGCAGAAAUUCUGAAAAGGAAAAUAAUAAUAAUGUAUUGCGUCUGUAAAUGCAUAAAUUAGCAUAAAUGUAUAUUUGUCCUGCUUUUCAAAGAAAGCACAGUAAAAAAAAACAAACAUAUUUAUUAAUCACUGAAUAUUUUUAAAAUACCACCUCACACAACAACAAAGCCCAGUAUAGUUUGUUCAUCGCUUUUCACAAUUAUUGCUGUUUUUUUGCCAAAUAAUUCCAGUUGCUGAAUACUUGGUGCAUCCCUACUCUUCCCUAGAUCAUUUCUGCGUUUUUCAACAAUAGCGAAAAGUUUGAGAUCCAGUUGUAUGUAAAAGUUAUUAUUGGAACAUAUUUUUUUUCCCUUAAUUCAGUUAAAUUCUGUUAAAAUUCAGCUAAAUAAUAGAUACUGUACUCUAAAAUGUAAAUGUUCCAGUUGUUUUCUUUUUUUUUUUUUUUUCUUUCUUUCUAAUUUUUCCCAUUUUCUCCCCAAUUUACACGGCCAAUUACCCAACCCACUCAUUAGGACUCCCCCUAUCACUAGUGAUGCCCCAACACACCAGGAGGAUGUAGACUAGCACAUGCUUCCUCUGAUACAUGUGAAUCAGCCACCGCUUCUUUUCGAGCUGCUGCUGAUGCUGUAGCAUUGCCGAGUAGCAUCACAGCUCACUCGGAGGAAAGCUCAGCAGCUCGGUUCUUAUAAAUCAGCUCACAGACGCCCUGUGCUGCAGACAUCUCCCAAGGAGUGAUGUGGGGAGAGAGCGCCAUCUACCCACCCGGAGGAAGCAGAGCCAGCUGUGCUCCCUCUGAGCGCUAGCAGAUUGAUGGCAAAGCUGCAGGAGAAGGUGCUCCAACCUGCGACCUCCCGCUCAUAGUGGCUGCGCUUUAAACCCCUGGAGGACUCGGCGCCCUCCAGUUAUUUUCUAUUUUAUUUAAAUUUUUCCAAACUUUUACAUACAACUAUAUUUCUGAUAGUUCUUCUUUAUAACUUUAAACUUUUCGAUGGUGCAACAGCAAAUCCAUGCAAAAUCGAGGCUACCUCUCGCUCAACUCGUUAAUCCACAUUUCCGCAUGUAUUCCGCAUUACUCUACGUGUUAAAUAAUCAGCCGUCAGCAUGCAGUAUUGUUCAGAUUUACAACUUCCCAAACAUCUGCGCAUAAUAAAUGUAUUUAUUUAUUUAUUUAUUUUAUUUUUUCCCCCCAGUGUAGAGAAUCAGACAUAUCAAGUUUAGAAAGCUAGUGCUGCUCUAUUGCUGCGUUCUGUGAUGUCGCUUUACAAUAUUACAAUAAUUUUACAAUAUUCUAUGACAUUUCCUACAGUUCCAAAAGUUAUUGAAAGUUGUUUAACUUUGGAGUUUGCCACAACAAUCCAUUACCAGUGUUUAAUAUCAAAUCCAGACAAAAUAUCAACAACUUUUGAUUAUUAGUAUUGUCCCAGGUUAGCAUUGUUAGCAAUACCAGUUAAAAAAAACCAAUGCAUUAUACAGUAAUUUGCACAUCUAAACAGCAUAUAAACAUGCCCACAGAAAGACAUACCAUAUUUUUUCGCACUAUAAGGUGCACUGGAUUAUACGGCACAUUAUGCAACACUAGUAAGGAACAGGGAUGUCGCCAUGUUUUCCUUCUAAUCAGCAGACUGGGUGGCGAGACCUGUAAAGCUAAAUUAAGUUAAGUAAACAAAAACUGCGUAAAGCAGCAUUCCGUUUAUUUACAGUUCGCUUAGAUUUCCAGAUUAACUGUGGUUUAAGGCUAACUGUGGUUAGCGGCUAAUUCUGCCAAAGAGCGCUAUACUGAUAAACCCUGAUGAGUCUUUCACUAAAUCAGGGUGAUAUUAGCUAGCGGUUCGUCCCACGUAGCUUGUUUUAACACAAUAAGAUACAGUAAGAUACAGCCCGAUAUAUAUACUCUACUCUGAACGAUGAAAGAGCUAGCGCUUAGCACGCAUAGUGGCUAAUGUUAAUACUGCUCCAGCAGUGCUAGCUGGAGUUAGCAGCCGGCUACAUGCUGAUAAUACUCACUUCUGAACUAUUAUGAAAGAGCUAACACUUUGGACAGUUAGUGGCUAAUGCUCAUUCUGCUUCAGCAGUGCCAGCCGGGGUUAGCAGCCGGCUACAGGUUCGAUAAUACUCACCUCGGAAUUAUUAUUAAAGAGCUAGCACUUAGCGCAGUUAGUGACUUAUGCUCAUGCUGCUCCAGCAGUUCUAGCUGGGGUUAGCCUCCGGCUACAGGCUGAUAAUGCUCACCUCUUAAUCAUUAUGAAAGAGCUAGCACUUAGCAUGCAUAAUGGCUAAUGCUCAUGCUGCUCCAGCAGUGCUAGCCAGGGUUAGCAGCAGAAAAUUAAAGGGUUUUAAGCGCACCUAAUAGUGCAAAAAAUAUGGUAUGUGAUUAAAAACUGUUAAAAAUGAUGCUUUUACUAAUGCUGGAUUCUAAUUGGUUGAAACACUCCCAACUUUCCCAAUAGGAAAUCUGAGUUAUCAAAGUAUUUCAGAUAAAAUGUCCUACUAGGAGCACAGAAAUUCUGACCUCUGAGUUGAAAAGGAACACAGUGUGAAACGUGAUGUAUUUAUAAUGUACUGCAAUACCGAUCAGUAACACAUAAUUUGGUACCACUUUAAAAUAAGCCUCCCUUAUAAGAGUUUAUAAAGGGUUUAUAAAGGAGUUUUCCAUCACUCAGCAUUAAUAUCUAAUAAAAUCAUAUAGAAAGUCAGUUUAAUAUAAAUAAACUUAUGUAAUGUUAGUAUACACUACAUUAUAACUACUGAAUGAAAAGACAAAGAUUAACAGUAUAAAUGAAUGUGAUAAAUUAAUCACUAUUUGUUGUAGCUGCUGAUUCUGUGUUUUUAAAGUAUUUACAAUGUCAUUAAUAAUCAUUUAUAGAUUCAUUUAUAAACCUUUAUAAACACUUUAUAAACAAGCAGCCUUAUUUUAACAUGUUACCGAAUCAUUCUUUGUUUUUUGUUUUUUUCUUAGUAUGAUUGAAUUAUAAUGAAUUUCAAUCCAUUCUAAACUUGUUUAAACUAGGGCUGGAUGAUUUAGUCAAAAUGUAUAUCAUAAUAUAAUAUAUUUUUACAUUUAGUUCAUUGUGGUAUAAUUCACAUAUUGAUAAGAACGUUAUAAAAGCCACAUAAAAAUGGCCAAGAAUGCCAACAAACUAUUGUCCUUAAAACUAACGAUAAAUGAUUUUAUCAGUUCCUGUAAUACAGUCUGUAAUGAAUGGCAGUCAGUAGCAGAUGCUGUAGAUCAGGGGUUCCCUGGCUAUAAAAUAUUUCAAAGUUGAGUGAAAUUGUCAAAAUGAGAAAGAAUAACUGUUUUACUUUAAAUAUUUUCAUCCAAACUAUGAAGAAAAACAUAUGGAUUCUUUUUUUUUUUUAGCAAACAAGUGUGUUAAACAAACCAGAAAAUGUUUUAUAUUUUACAUUCUUCAACAUAGCACCUCUUGCUUAGAUGAUCAGUUUUGCACAACUCUGAACUACUCAAAUAAGUAGUUAAAAGAACAAAUACUUUAAGAAAAAAAAUAAGAAUUUCAUCAAUUUUAAAAAGUAUCCUGAAGUGCAGUCACAAAAAGAACAUCAAAAAUGUUACGAUGAUGGAAAUGGCUCUCAUCAGGACCAUAACUGCUCCCCAGAUAAGAGCAGCUAAAUGCUUUACAGAGUAUUUUGGUUUGUUUAACACUUUUAAGUUACUACAUGAAUUCUUAUGUGUUCCUUCAUAGUAUAUAUUGUAUUGUGAUAUAUAUGUGGAUCUUGAAUUAUUGUCCAGCCAUAGUUUGAAUAUAUUUGCUCUAAAUUCAAUACUGACAUAUCCUAUUAAAACUUCUAUAAUCUACAAUAAAUAAAUAGUGCUGAAUGAAUUGGACUGAUUGAUUAAUGACUAUUCUAUUGGACGGUCACUGGUUUUCCUUUUGACUAGUGAUAAAUAUAUAUAUAUUUAUGAUGUGCCGAAACUGUGUUAUUAACAUUUUGACCGCUGCUGCUCCUUUACUUGCAGAAAUCUGCAAAAAAAAAUGCAAAUAUGUCUUUACAUACAACACAGCCAAAAUUAAAUGGACAUUUCUGGUUGGAAACGGCUUCAUGCAAACUCUCAUAUUUGCUGCAGUGUUGGCUUUUGUGAUAUGAAAUAAGGAAACUAAUCCUGACUGAUCAUCUGAAUUGUUUAUUAUUAUUAUUAUUAUUAUUAUAUUUUUGUAUUAUUAUCAUAUUUCUUAGAAAACAAUGCACACUCAAAAACUCACAAAAUAUUGUUUAAUUUUUUCAAAAUCUUUUCUUUUUUUCUUUUUCUUUUUUUUGCUGCCUGCGUGUAUCUGUUUCUGAAAGCUGAAAGUGUAUUUUGUAUAUUUAAUAACUCUUACUCAAACCUGACUUCAGAAUCAUCAGCUGUCUCUCUCUGUAUUUUCUCUGUUUGGGGCCUUGGUUAAUUUUAUUAUUUUUAUUUGAUAAUUUUUCUCUCUAAAUAAGGGCUGUAGAUGAGUUCCCCUCAUUCUUAUCUUUCGGUACUGUUUGAAUGUUUCCUUUAUUCUAAAUAAUCAUGUUCAUCUGUCUUUCUGAGUGUCUGUCUGUCUGUGAUGUCCGUGUAUCUGUCCUCUGAUGAUGUUUUAAGAUCACACAGAAUAUGCUGGGCAUUUCCGCAGCGAUGGAUUGGUUUAAAUUUAUUACUGUAAUUAAAGAAUAAUUGUAGAUGAUAUGAGCUAAAUUGAUAUGAUCCUCUAUAAAAUCGAGAUAUUAUAAUUAAUCAGCGUUCAGAAUCCAGCCCAUUCAUCUCAAUGUGUUAUGCAUCGUGUAAAGUCCAGGAGACCCUGAAAAAAAAGUUCUUAAAAGUCAUUUUUUAUUUAAAUAUUUAUAAAAAUGCAUAAGGGAUUCUGCAGAAAAAAUAAAAUAAAAAUUGCCAAAAUGUCA
Astyanax mexicanus (Mexican tetra) is the source of this 12104-nucleotide messenger RNA. RefSeq names its product ATPase 13A3 (gene atp13a3). The coding region runs from base 491 to 4264 and encodes 1257 amino acids. Gene Ontology annotation, cellular component: late endosome membrane. NCBI's taxonomy places the organism in Eukaryota, Metazoa, Chordata, Actinopteri, Characiformes, Acestrorhamphidae. Gene Ontology annotation, biological process: intracellular calcium ion homeostasis; polyamine transmembrane transport. The record is from RefSeq and is a predicted model, not a curated record. The transcript has 34 exons. Gene Ontology annotation, molecular function: P-type ion transporter activity; ATPase-coupled monoatomic cation transmembrane transporter activity; ATP hydrolysis activity.